CAUGUAGUACACAGCCGUACCCGAAAAACAGGAAAAGUAAAAAAUCUUCCACUUUCAUCCAAAAGAAAGUUGUGUGAUGGCUUCAAUGCCCUGCGAGUUCUCUCUUCUCUCUCAUCUGAGGCCGACUCCACCACUUUCUUCUCAUAUGUCGCACAACUCCUCAAAUUCGAACUCAUAUUAGGUUUUAGUUUGGUCUAGUGUAACAGAUGCUGAGCUUGGGGUUUUGAGAAUAUUUUUGUUGGAGCAUUGAGAGGGGUGGGGGUGAUAGAUACAAAUAUACAAUGCGGUUGUUUCCUUUGAAAUGGAGUUCCUCAAAAGAGUCUCAGAGUAAAGGAGGAAGCAAUCGUGCUCAAUUGUAUCUCAAUGUCUAUGAUCUCACUCCUAUUAACAACUACCUCUAUUGGUUCGGGCUUGGAAUUUACCAUUCAGGCAUACAAGUACAUGGUUCUGAGUAUGGAUUUGGAGCACAUGAGUACCCAACCAGUGGUGUAUUUGAGGUGGAACCUAGAAGUUGCCCGGGUUUUAUUUUCAGACAGUCGGUUCUUUUGGGCAGCACAGACAUGUCGCGUUCAGAAUUUCAGUCAUUCAUGGAACAUCUCUCUGGGAAAUAUCAUGGGGACACUUACCAUUUGAUUGCCAAAAACUGCAACCAUUUUACUGAUGAAGUCUGUAAGCGUCUUACUGGAAAGAAUAUUCCUGGAUGGGUGAAUAGGUUGGCCCGGUUAGUUUCAAGCUCUUUCUGCAAUUGUCUACUGCCAGAAAGUUUUCAUAUCACAGCAGUCAGACAUCUACCUGAUCGUCCAGCUUAUUCUGAUGAUGGGUCGGAUUCCGGUGUGUCAUCUGUAACAGCAGAGAGUGAAGAGGAGGAACUAGAUCAUCACCUGCUGACUGCAUCAAAUGGCGAUGUGGCAUUUCUGAAGGAAAAACCAGUGAGGCUUGCAAAAGAGAUCCUUUGAUUUAUUUAAUUUUUUCAUUAAUUUCCUGUAUUGUGUCCUGUUGUUUGUAGUGUAUAAAAUCUCAAGUGUCUCAGUAAACAUUUCAUCUCAAUUAUUUGAGCUCCUCAAAUAUUGUUUGCUGGAUCUGUGAUUGUCCAAGUGAAUUGUUUAUUUCCUAUAUUGUUCUGGUUAUAGUUGGCUUCACCCUGUUGUACCAUGAAAGUUUCCGACUUCUAAGUCAUUGUGGAACCUUUCUGUUUAUAAAUUGCUAAUAGCUGCUUCUGAAUUCAGAAGA
Molecule: messenger RNA, 1230 nt
Organism: Camellia sinensis
Lineage: Eukaryota; Viridiplantae; Streptophyta; Magnoliopsida; Ericales; Theaceae
Product: deSI-like protein At4g17486
Biological process (GO): protein deubiquitination
Molecular function (GO): deubiquitinase activity
Source: RefSeq, a predicted model, not a curated record